AAUGGAACUUGUUCUGCUACCUUGUACAUGUUCUGCACAGAGACGCAUGCACGUAUGUGCACACGCGCACACAUGCAUAUGAUAUCAGCUUAAUAAAAGGGAGAGGAGCUGUGUGAAAGAAGACAGACACCCAGCUGUGCAGGCGAGCAAGCAGGCCGAAGAGACAAACAGAAACAAGCAGGACAACAACAACGAAGAAGAAGAUGAUGAUGAUGAAGAACCCCGUCAUUCUGAUGGCCUGCAUCGUUCUUUUGUCGUCUCUCGUUACGUCUGACAACACCUUCGGUCCAGACAAAUGCUGCUUUCAGUUCCUCCACAAACGUCUGCCGGCCAACAGAGUGGCGAGCAUUGAAUACACAGACAAGCGGUGUGCAAUGGAAGGCGUGCUCUUAAAGACGGUGGCUGGUAGACAAGUCUGUGCUGAUCCAACCAUGCAGUGGGUAAAAAAGAUCCUUGAAUCAUUCCAACCAAAGAAUGCCACCACCCCUGGGCACGAAGGAUCAGAAUAACCCAGUGUGCAAUGAACAUUUUAAUAACAGUAUAACCAAGCAGAUCUCUUGGUGUAUGAAUCUAUUUUCAAACCGUCAAAUCUUCAGAUUGAUUUUCUUUUCUUUGUCUGUGUAUAAGCUAUUGUAGAGCAAAACAUAUACUGAAAAUGCAAAAUAAAAAAAAUAAAAAAAUAAAAUGAAAGUUAUUUUUCA
Molecule: messenger RNA, 701 nt
Organism: Oreochromis niloticus (Nile tilapia)
Lineage: Eukaryota; Metazoa; Chordata; Actinopteri; Cichliformes; Cichlidae
Product: C-C motif chemokine 3
Exons: 3
Coding region: 204-509 (101 amino acids)
Biological process (GO): immune response
Cellular component (GO): extracellular region
Molecular function (GO): chemokine activity
Source: RefSeq, a predicted model, not a curated record